Messenger RNA from Penicillium brevicompactum, 741 nucleotides. RefSeq names its product Ulp1 protease family protein. The transcript is spliced from 6 exons. The coding region runs from base 1 to 741 and encodes 246 amino acids. Gene Ontology annotation, biological process: proteolysis. The record is from RefSeq and is a predicted model, not a curated record. Lineage: Eukaryota; Fungi; Ascomycota; Eurotiomycetes; Eurotiales; Aspergillaceae. Gene Ontology annotation, molecular function: cysteine-type peptidase activity; deNEDDylase activity.
AUGUUGCGCAAAGUCCGCGGGCGGUUCGGCGACAAGCUGAACCCUGAUGAUGCUUAUUUGAGUUUGACAAGAGAGGACAUGCAAACCCUCAAGAACGACUGGCUCACAGACAAUAUCAUCUCAUUCUGGGAGGAGUACCUUGAGCACGAAUUUCUGACCCGAUACAAGUCCUCCAACAUCAUCCUCCUCCGCCCUAGCAUGUCAUUCAUGAUCCUACAAACCCCAGACCCCCGCACUCUUCGCGAAGCACUUCCAGACUUCAGCCGAGCCACCCACGUUUUCCUCCCCAUCAAUGAUUGCCGCAAUGUCAGCCAAGCAGAAGGCGGUACCCAUUGGUCCCUUCUGCUAAUCUCUGUCGUCGACCGCAUCGCUUUCCACUAUGACUCUUUGUACCAAGGCAAUGUCUGGGAAGCUGAUGUCGUGACCCGCAAAUUCGGAUACCUCCUCAACAUGCCAAUCAGGUUCAUGCACUUGAAUGACUCGCCCCAACAAGAUGGCGGCAGUGACUGCGGUGUGUUCGUGUGCAUGAACAUGCGACACCUUCUCAUGAAGAGACUGCUUAUGGCAAGCGCGCAUGAGAAGGUUAGCAUGAGUCUUGGGGGACGGAAGGUGGAUGCGCCCGGCUCACGCAAGGAGAUGGCCAAGAUCAUUGAAGGGUUCAGGAAAGAAGGCGAACGCCGACGAUCAACAAGUGCGAGUCCAAUGGGUAAGAAGUCGAGGAGUCCUCCGCGGGUUGAUUGA